AUUCAGAUGGAAGAAGGUGUAUAUAUCGAGGAGGCACUGCAAGAUGUAUUGAAAGAAACUGAUUUAAUGAACUUUAAACGUAAGCUGUGUGUGGAACUACAGUUGUUACGUUUGGAACAUUUCGAUCAUAUCACAGAUCAUGAGUUGAAAUAUCACGCUUUAUCUGGAUUAUUUUUUGUGAAGUAUUUUAAGAUAAAGUUAUUUGAACGAUUGGGUGAAGGAUCAUUUGCGGUUGUCAAUCGUGCCAUUUGGACACCACAAACGGGUAACAAAUUGGAUGUUGCAGUAAAAAUUUUGCGUCACUCAACAACAGAAAUAAUUGAAGAUUUACAAAGAGAAGUUAGAAAUAUGCAAAAAUUGCAGCAUCCAAAUUUGAUCCAACUGUAUGGAAUUGUUUUCACAAAUCCUGCUAUGAUGGUACUUGAAUUUUGUGACGGGGGCGCGUUGAUUGAUCGCUUACGAUCCACUGAAAAACCAGUUAUUUUGGUUUCGAUUUUAGUUGAAUAUGCCAAACAAAUUGCGAAGGGAAUGGCUUAUUUGGAAUCUAAGCGUUGCGUGCAUCGUGAUCUUGCAGCUCGCAAUGUUUUGCUAACCAAUGCUGAUCAGGUUGCUAAAAUUUGUGAUUUUGGUUUGAUGCGUGUAUUAGAAAAUAAUGAAAGGCUGUAUGUUAUGUCUACAGAAAAGAAAGUCCCGUUUGCAUGGUGCCCCCCUGAAUCUUUGAGAUAUCGGCAGUUUUCACACGCUUCUGAUGUCUGGUCAUUUGGUGUGACAUUAUGGGAGCUAUUUUCUUAUGGUGAGGAACCAUGGAUUGGUCUUCGGGGAGCAGAGGUACUUUCUAAAUUAGAAGCUGGUGAGCGAUUGCCGAAACCACAAAGAUGUUCGCCAGAGUUAUAUGAUUUGAUUUCAAGAUGUUGGUCUUUAAAUGUUAAUUCAAGGCCGACAUUUAGUCUUUUAAAAGGAAUACUGUCAGAGAUUAUUUUCAUGAUAGCUGAGGUCCGUGAACGGAUAACCAUUGUCAACAGUUAUUUGAAUUAUUGGUUCUUAUGUUUGUUUUAUUAUAGCGAUUCAGUUUGGUAUGGACAAAACAUGAGAACAGCAAAAUUUGGCUUUUUUCAUCGUUCAUCAGUCCAUAUACGAAGUGAACGUUAUUUAGAAAAAAUUUGUAAACAGAUGGAAAGUCCUUUGCUGCCAGAAAGUAAAGCAGAAAUUCAAAUUUCUAGACCUGUACCAGGUGUGAUUUUAGCUUUUGUAUUUCUGGCCUUCCUUCCUUGCAAUUAUAUUUUUUGUGAUUUAUCAAACUUUGGAAAUAAAUUUAUAGGUUCAUUUAUACAUGCUGGACACGGUGAUAUAAAUUCAGAAGAAUCUUGGGGUCAGCCAGAUUACAUUGAUGACAUAUAUCUUAAGAAUCCUAUUUUGAGGAGUGAUAAAUACAUUGAAAGUAGUCAACACUCUGUACCAGAAAUAAUUCCAUCUCUUACUGAUUUAAAGCCACCGCUCUAUCGUUGGCAGCAAAAUGAGGGAAGUACUGUUAACGGUAAUGUCAUCUUGAUUGUAAAAUUUUCUUUUUUUCGUCCGUGA
Molecule: messenger RNA, 1578 nt
Organism: Thelazia callipaeda (thelaziosis nematode)
Lineage: Eukaryota; Metazoa; Nematoda; Chromadorea; Rhabditida; Thelaziidae
Source: the annotation of a GenBank genome assembly